AUGGGACCAGGCCCGCUCCGACAGACGCUGCAGCGGUGGCUCCCGGCACUCCUCCGCCGCGCGGCGCCUGACGGCAGCGUGGCGUGGCCCUUCGCCUCGUCCACCAUCCUCUUCGACGACAUGAAGGAGCAGUUCAAGGAGACCGUGCUCAAGUUCACGCAGGAGGCCAUCGCGCCGCACGCCGCAGCCAUCGACGCCUCCAUCUGCGCCGUCGGCCUCUCCUACGACACGCACUCCAACCUCUGCAUCAACCAGCUCGUGCGGCACGGCAACCCGGAGCAGAAGCUCAAGUAUCUGCCCAAGCUAAUCAGUGGGGAGCAUAUCAGGGCACUGGCGAUCAGUGAACCCAACUGUCAGUACCAUUUCAUUCUCGUUGCUGUUCUGUUCUUCUCCAAUACUAUAAGGUUCCUUCUGACCCAUUGUUGA
This is a messenger RNA of Miscanthus lutarioriparius, 426 nucleotides long. Lineage: Eukaryota; Viridiplantae; Streptophyta; Magnoliopsida; Poales; Poaceae. The record is from the annotation of a GenBank genome assembly.